AUGUAUCAGGAAUAUGGCUAUAAUUUACACGCAGAGAAGGGAAAGCAGCAAUUUAUUGGGACGGUAGAUGAAAACAGCCCGGCUGCAAAAGCUGGCCUCCGUUCUGGUGAUCGUAUCUACGCUGUUAACGGUCAGAAUAUAGUUGGUGAAAGUCACCGUCAGGUCGUACAGAAAAUUAAAGAAAAUCCGUUGAGGUGUGAAUUACUUGUCAUUUCUGAAGAGGGAGCCGAAUGGUAUAAGGAACACAACAUUCCAAUAACAACUUCAUUGCCAAAUAUAAUACAUGUUUCUGAAGAAGAGGUAUAUUUUUCAAAUAGUGGAUCGCCCACUCCAGCAGCUUGGUAUACUCCAAAAAAAAAACAACACCCAGAAAAUGAAUUUGGUUUUAAUUUGCACGCUGAAAAAGGAGGUGGUCAUUUUGUUGGUGCAGUAGAUAAGCGCAGUAUUGGUGAACGGGCUGGACUUUGCACUGGUCAGCGUAUAGUUGGAGUGAACGGGAAACUAAUUUAUCCGUCAACUCCUUACAGGGAUGUUGUAGCCUUGAUCAAGGAGAAUCCACUGGUCACAGAACUAUUGGUUGCUUCAGAGGAGGUUGACCGGUGGUACACGAACAAUCGUACUGAAUAUUCCUUCCAAAAUGCGGAAGUUUACUCGCCCUCAAGUCCAGUCAGUUUCAUUCCAGCUUCUAUAAUAGAUUCCUUUCUAAAUCUAUUAAAAAAAGAUUGUUCUAGUAAUGAGUGA
This is a messenger RNA of Enterobius vermicularis (human pinworm), 741 nucleotides long. The record is from the annotation of a GenBank genome assembly. Lineage: Eukaryota; Metazoa; Nematoda; Chromadorea; Rhabditida; Oxyuridae.